AGUGGGAGCUGGAGGAAGAGGUUACGUGCGUAGAAGAGAUAAAGCUCCUACUUUUCCUCUUUCUUGGUGGUACCAGGCUUGACAUCACCGAGAAGAGAGAAGGACAGAGACGGGCCCCUAGAAGCCUGUUUCUUGGCGCAGUCCAGGAUCUCCAGCCCCAUGGAGCCCCCGAUCCCACAGAGCGUCCCCUUGACUCCCAGCUCAGUCAUGGUCCAGCCCCUUCUUGACAGCCGGAUGCCCCACAGCCGGCUCCAACACCCACUCACCAUCCUACCUAUUGACCAGAUGAAGACCAGCCACGUGGAGAACGACUACAUAGACAACCCUGGCCUGGCCCCUCCCAGCGGCCCUAAGCGGACCCGGGGUGGGGCUCCAGAGUUGGCACCAACACCUGCCCGCUGUGAACAGGAUGUCACCCACCAUUGGAUCUCCUUCAGCGGGCGCCCCAGCUCUGUGAGCAGCAGCAGCAGCACAUCCUCCGAUCAGAGGCUCUUAGACCACAUGGCACCACCACCCGUGGCUGAGCAGGCCUCACCGAGGGCUGUGCGCAUCCAGCCCAAGGUGGUCCACUGCAAGCCGCUGGACCUCAAGGGCCCUGCAGCCCCACCAGAACUGGACAAGCACUUCUUGCUGUGUGAGGCUUGUGGGAAGUGUAAAUGCAAAGAGUGUGCGUCCCCCCGGACGUUGCCCUCCUGCUGGGUCUGCAACCAGGAGUGCCUGUGCUCAGCCCAGACCCUGGUCAACUAUGGCACAUGCAUGUGCCUGGUGCAGGGCAUCUUCUACCACUGCACCAAUGAGGACGAUGAGGGCUCCUGCGCAGACCACCCCUGCUCCUGCUCCCGCUCAAACUGCUGCGCCCGCUGGUCAUUCAUGGGCGCCCUCUCCCUGGUGCUGCCCUGCCUCCUCUGCUACCUACCUGCCACCGGCUGUGUGAAGCUGGCCCAGCGUGGCUACGACCGCCUGCGCCGCCCUGGUUGCCGCUGCAAGCACACGAACAGCGUCAUCUGCAAGGCAGCCAGCGGGGACGCCAAAGCCAGCAGACCUGACAAGCCUUUCUGACGUUUUGGGUCGAAGCCCCAGCACUACCCCCGGAAACUUGGUUCCCUUUAACAUCUGAGAAGACUGCAGCAAGGCCAGAGGUUUGAGCCUCAUGAGGCUUCCCUUGCUAAUCUGUCCGCUCCCCAGCAGAGAUCCCCACCACCUACAUUUUAUUCCCCAAAAAGAAUGAAGAAGUACUUUGGGGUUUUUUUAGGGUCCUGCAACUUUGUGUCAAACAGACAGUGGUGGGGCAG
Galeopterus variegatus (Sunda flying lemur) is the source of this 1292-nucleotide messenger RNA. It is a transcript of the gene SPRY4, whose product is annotated as sprouty homolog 4 (Drosophila). The coding region runs from base 160 to 1059 and encodes 299 amino acids. Gene Ontology annotation, cellular component: cytosol; membrane. The record is from RefSeq and is a predicted model, not a curated record. Gene Ontology annotation, biological process: negative regulation of fibroblast growth factor receptor signaling pathway; multicellular organism development; animal organ development. Lineage: Eukaryota; Metazoa; Chordata; Mammalia; Dermoptera; Cynocephalidae. The transcript is spliced from 2 exons.